AUGAGUGUUUUCCAAAGGCUCCCAUUGGCCGUGGCUGCGGCCGCCACCCCUACCGUGGUACCAGGAAUCCUGUUUGGCGCUGUUGAGGUUUUGUGCAGUCAGUCCACCGGGCACACCUCCCCGUGCUUCCCGCCGGAGGGCUCGCGGGCGAGCGCCAAGCCUCGAUCCCAGCAGGACCUGAGCUCUUUUGCCAUGCCACACCUGGAUGGAGACCUGGAGAGUUCAGAAAAGCACUCUUCUCAUAAGGUGGACAGCCCCUUCUGCUCCGGCAGCCCCUCCAGAGGCUUCUUCCCCAGAGGCCCCCCGCGCCGGACCUCCAGCCCCGUGUCUGCUCCCGUGAGGCCCAAGACCAGCCCCAGCUCCCCCAAAACCGUGUUCCCGUUCUCCUACCAGGAGUCCCCGCCGCGCUCCCCGCGGCGCAUGAGCUUCAGCGGGAUCUUCCGCUCCUCGUCCAAAGAGUCGUCCCCCACGUCCAGCUCGUCUACCUCGCCCGGGGGCAUCCGGUUCUUCUCCCGCUCCAGAAAAACUUCCGGCCUCUCCUCCUCGCCAUCGACGCCCACCCAAGUGGCCAAGCAGCACUCCUUCCCCCUCGAGUCCUAUAAGCAGGAGCCUGAGCGACUGGAAAACCGCAUCUAUGCCUCGUCCUCCCCUGCGGACACGGGCCAGAGGUUCUGCCCGGCCCCCCACAGCCCGGCCCGGCCUCCGGCAGCGUCCCCCGCUCACUACGCUCCCUCCAGAACUGUAAGUCAGGGCGUGGGACCGGCCUGGGAGGCAGGGCCCAGUCUGAGUGUGCUCCCCUGGAGCUGGGGCUGUGGCUCCUGACAGCCGUGGGGUAUUUAUCGGGAAUCACAGGCUGCGAGAAAAAGUGGGAGGGCCCAGUGGGCAGAUGGAAGGCCCAUGACAAGUGGUAAUGCCUGGAACGUGACCAGAACCAGCUCUUUGUUCCCUCUGCUUCUUAAAAAAAAAAAAAGUUUUGUUUGCGUUUAUCUUGAGUGGGAAACUAACGUGACAAGUUACAGGCAAAGCAAAAAGCGAACACACCGCUUUUAAAAAUGGGAAUGUGCUUCUAGAGUUUUCUGAUAGGAAUUUGCCGUCGCUGGAGGGGGGCAGCAUGCUGAGAGGGGAGCCUGCCUGGUGGAGGGGAGCAGCGUCUCUGCUCCUUCCGAGGGGGCCGGCGAGGCUUCACGGAGGAGCCCCCGCUGCCCCACACGCGGCCUGCACGUGGGCGCGGGGCUCCGUCCCUCUUGCCUGCCUGGUCCGCGGUCCGUAUGCAGAGGCUCUGUACUGGGUCUGUGCUCGGCAAGGACGUACGACCUACCACUGAGAUCGACCUGUGCAGAUACAGCUCCGAUUCGGUUGUUUUCCUCUCCUGGGGCUGGUGGGAUAGUGGCACGAGCUGGGGCCUGAUGGCAACAGGAAGCCUGUCUCGGCUCCGGAGGCUGGAAGUCUGGCGUCGAGGCGUCGGCGGGACCGAGCCCUCGGAGGUCUCUGGGGCUCACGGUCUCCCCAGCUCCUGUGGCCCCAGGCUUUCCUUGGGCAGCAGCAUCACUCCGCCCUCUGCCUCCCUCCCACAUGGCUUCUUCCCUCCUUGUCUGUCUGUGUCCGG
Messenger RNA from Myotis davidii, 1606 nucleotides. Its product is annotated as 5'-AMP-activated protein kinase subunit gamma-2. The transcript has 4 exons. Lineage: Eukaryota; Metazoa; Chordata; Mammalia; Chiroptera; Vespertilionidae. The record is from RefSeq and is a predicted model, not a curated record. Bases 1 to 822 code for a protein of 273 amino acids.